Messenger RNA from Centruroides sculpturatus (bark scorpion), 843 nucleotides. RefSeq lists its product as uncharacterized. Gene Ontology annotation, molecular function: catalytic activity. Lineage: Eukaryota; Metazoa; Arthropoda; Arachnida; Scorpiones; Buthidae. The record is from RefSeq and is a predicted model, not a curated record. The transcript has a single exon. The coding region runs from base 1 to 843 and encodes 280 amino acids.
AUGACUAAUAAUACAAAACCAAAAUGUGGUAUAAUUGUUCUCACAGAUAAAAUUGACAUUGCUUUUGUCCCAAGCUUAACUACGCAAAGGAUUACUACUGCAGCGAUUAAGAAAAACCCACAGCUCUACAUUAUCAGAGCAUACUUUGCGCCUGAUGAAAAUGACAAAGAUUGCAUUAGGGAGUUAGAGGAUACUACUAGACAACUCAACAGUAAGAACUUCAUUCUGGUUGGUGACAUUAACGCCAAAUCGCCUAGUUUGCACCACAUCAGAGAGGAUAACAGAGGACAACUUAUGGGCAGUUUCAUGGACAGCCACGAUCUAUACUCGGCCAAUACUACUAAUCAUCCCACCUUCUUUACAGCACACGCGGAGUGCUGGAGCAACGUUUUUCUGGCUCCAACAACAUUAAGCAAUAAAAUUAUUUUAUGUGAAACCCUAUUGGAUGAUUCAGCUAGUGAUCAUCGCUAUAUCUUGGCUGAAAUUAUUAGUGACGAGAAUGCUGAAAACAAUUGUGGUCUCACUAGGAGAACGAACUGGGAACUGUUUUGCCAGAUUUUUUCUGCCUCAUGGAGGAACUAUAAUUUUGCAGAAUUUCAGAACGAAGAGGACAUAAAUCACUACGCUAAUUAUAUCACAGAAUCACUACAAAAGGCUGAAAAAUUAUCGACAAGUAUAACUAAAACUAAUAAGAUAAAAACAAAUUGGUGGACAGAUGACCUGACUGCCCAACAACAUAAGAUCAGAAAGAUUAGAAGGAAAAUGAUUAAAGCCACUGAUGAUAAUCUUAAAACUUUCUAUGAGGAAGAAUACAAAAAAGAAUUAAAAAUAUAUAAAAGAUAG